This is a messenger RNA of Durusdinium trenchii, 1917 nucleotides long. Lineage: Eukaryota; Dinophyceae; Suessiales; Symbiodiniaceae. The record is from the annotation of a GenBank genome assembly.
AUGGUCUCUCUCCGCGGCGCUCCAACCCGCGAUGGCCAGUGGCCGGCGUUCCAGAUCGCCAGACAGGCUCGGAGGCGGUGUGUUCUUCUGGCGCAUCAACCAGGUGCCCCCAGCGCCCAGCAUGCCACCAAGCUCUCUCCACUUGCUUCUCCCCUUUUUUUUGUGGAGGCCAACUACACCGGCGCCGGCGCCAGCGCUGAACGGCUCAUUUUGUCCGUCCUGGAGAGCUUCGGAGUCUCACGCGCCUCAGUGCCGGAAGGCGCUCGGCUCGUGUGGGCCAAUUGCUUCGAAGCCAAGCUCUGGGCCUCGGCAGGGCAUUGCUUCAUCAACCACUUUCCUCGCUCGGUGGAGCUCUCGCACAAGCACCGGCUCUGUGCGACGCUGCGGCUUCAGCGGUGCCUCCCUCGGAGCUUUGUGCUGCCCAAGGAACGCUUCGAGUUCCUGCAGGCGAUUUGGGGCACUGUGAAGGCGAGGUAUGAGGACUUUGUGGUGAAGGAAGUGUCGCAAGAGGGGCAGGUGGUGGAGUUGGAGGAUGUGGAUCUCCUGGGGCAGUGGGAGCGCUGGAAACAGAGUGCGGGUGCAGGGCCAGUGGCUCGGAUGGUCUUGGCCAAGGAGAACCGCGACGUGGCAGACGCUCGCGCCAUGCUGGCGAGGAGUUGGCGCUUGCGACGGGAGGACGUUCACGUCCAUGGCCUCAAAGAUCGGAGGGGCAUCACCUAUCAACAUGUGAGUGUGCCCUGGUCAGCGCUAGGCCCCAAGCACUUCCCUCAGAAGGGGGCGGUGACUUGGGAUCCGGCUGUGCAGCUGGGUGAUUUGCGACGACAAGAGGAACACUGCCGGCUAGGGGCGUUACAAGGAAACCAGUUCACCAUCGCCUUGAGGGAUGUCGAAAUAGAAGGAGACGGUCAGCGUCUCAGUGGCCUGAAGCUGCUCCAGCGACCAGUGCUGCUGAACGAGCGGUUGCGAAGUGCGACGGAGCAGCUGCGCCGUUUCGGCUUCGUGAACUACUUUGGCCAGCAGCGCUUGGGCGGCUCACGCAGGUCGGGGCCAGAGAUCGGGCGUGCCAUCAUCACCCAAGACUACGAGCUGGCCUGCGAGCUGAUCGUUUGUAGCAUGCAUGAGGCCACGAGCGAGUUUCAGGAGGCCUUCCGGGCUGGCAGAUAUCAAGCUCUUCUCAACUUGAUGCCCCGGCGCUGCGGCAUGGAACGGGAGGUCCUGCGACACUUGUGGGCUGCGCCGUCUGUGGACUUUGCCGGUGCUGUCAGGGCUUUACAGACCCAGCAGCUCUUGCUCUUUGUGAGAUCCUUCACCUCUGACUUGUGGAACCGAGUCCUUGGGCGCCGUUUGUCAGCCUUCGGUUCCGAUGUUCUGCCUGGGGACCUCGUCUAUGACAAAGCCUCCUUGGUGCCGGAGCACCGGGGACCGCCCAAGGUGCGGCGGAUUGAGCCAGGCGAGACGGCCUUGAUCACGGAUGUGCUGCUGCCCAUCGCCGGCCCCAGGGAGUGGCAUGAGAACCUGUCGGUACUGAUGCGACAGAUCUACCAGGAGGUCUUACAGGAACAUGACCUGUCAAUGGACGAGCUUGCGCACUUGCUGGGCCCACUGGAGAAGAACCAUCGCGCAACCGCCUACAGGCAUUGUAUAGUGCAGCCACGCCAUUUGUCAGCUCGUGCCCUGUGCUACCACGAGCCCGCCGAGCGGUUUUUCAUUUCGGCGCUCGACCGCCUCAAGGGACGCAGCGUCUCCCACGAUGCCGUGCGGCCGCUGUGGACGGAAGAUGCCAUGCGCCACGCAGCGGGACAUUGUGGCCCAGAGUGGAAGGUCUGCGUUGUUGUGGAGAUGACCCUCGCCUCGGGGCAAUACGCCACGGUGGCCCUCCGAGAAUUCAUGCGAUCAAGGCCACUGAACGAGGCCUGA